AUGUGGCUGUUUAUUCUCUUCAUCGCUCUUCGAAGAAUCAGCGGCGACUCUUAUACAGAAGAGUUAAAAAUACGACGAUUAGCUCCCGGGAACAUUUUCACCGAAUUCCAGCUGGAUAUCAGUUCUGGCGACGUGCAGUUGGGUUCAGAGUACACGUUGUUUCCUCGGAUAUUGGCUGAAAUUAUUUCCUCUCACUCUGUGGUUGAGUUGUCGUUUCAUCUUACCCAAGGUCGCUGGUACAGCUCUACAUGGGGCUUACCACCUCAGCCCAGUGGCCCUACUGGAGGUGUGGUGCAUGCUUGGAUUCUGGGGAAUGCAACUACUGUCGAUGCGAAAUGGCGAGCUCUCAUAAACUCCUUGAAUGGAGUGUUCUGCACCGCAUUGACGAGCGUAGUCCCUGAACUUACUUCUUCACCAAAGUUCGGGUUCAAAAGACUCGAUACUGGUACUAGUUAUCAGAUGGAACUGCGCCACAGUGCACUUGGAAGAGAAACUGUUUGUGCAGAAAAUCUCACUCCGUGGAAGAAGCUUCUUCCAUGCAAACAAAGUGGUCUCGUCACCUUAUUCAACCCGAUCAAAUUGUACAAAAGUGUCUACCAUUCUAUGGGUUUCGAGCUUCAUCGAGCUUGCGAGGGUGAAGAAUGUAAAUGGCAGCUCCAUCUUGUAAUGAGCAAUGUUGUCGACAUUCCCAUAAAAAGUAGGAGAUUGGACUUCAGUACUUUCGAACUGUUUGGUCGGAGGACAACAGGGGUUUGCAAAGCAGCUGCAAGCAGUAAAAUGCUGGUUCAAAUGGACGACGAGAACAUGCGUCUCGAACCUGCUCCAUCGGAAAUCAUAACCAAGUUGGAAGACCGCUUUGCCGUUUAUGAUCUCCAAAACAACAAAACGGAAUAUCCUUUCUCAGUGUCUGCCUUUUAUGGAUCACCGUUCAGUCCCAAAUCCGCCCAGAUGCAUGCUCUGGUUAGCGUAUCCUCUUUCGUCGGAGGCAGUGACCAAGUUGCUGGAGUUUUGGCAUCAGUGCUCACAAACGCAGGCGAGACUCAACGCGUCAUUUACUCUCAUCAACUACCUUGGUUCUUGCUGAUUUAUUAUCACACAAUCACUUUAACUUGCAAAGAUUUGCUGAGUGGUCAGAAACAGGUACCUAUUAUUUAUGACCGCUAUUUCGCUCCUUCUAUUACACGGGAAAAACCAGCCCUCCUUGAAUGGGAUCUCGACAUUCCUCGGAAAUCAGAAUGCCGCCUGCAAAUCAGUUUUGACAAGGCAUUUAUGAGAAUCCGAGAAUAUCCUCCCGACGCCAACCAUGGUAUGUAUGUCCCCGCUGCGACUCUUACACUAGUUCGCAAUAGUUCUCUAGUACAGGAGAACGGGAAUACUACAAGAGAAGGGCCCAUUACUCUGUACGGAAAUACGCUCCUCAUCGUACUUCCCGUGCCGGAUUUCAGCAUGCCUUUCAAUGUCAUUUGUUUUGUCAUGACGACAGUUUCUCUUUGCUUUGGACCCAUUCAUAGUUUUUCAACAAAAAUGCUGAUUCCUGUAAACUCAGCUCUGCCCAGCUCAUCUCUUGCAAGAAAAGCCUUCCGCCUCUUUUUACUGACUAUGCUAGUCCUAGCUUCCUAUGCUCAGUACAAGGAAAUGAGUCUUCACGAAAUACGAAGAAGCAUAGAACAUUUCUUCGAUAAGAUGAACAGUGUAUAA
Molecule: messenger RNA, 1698 nt
Organism: Necator americanus (New World hookworm)
Lineage: Eukaryota; Metazoa; Nematoda; Chromadorea; Rhabditida; Ancylostomatidae
Exons: 12
Coding region: 1-1698 (565 amino acids)
Biological process (GO): attachment of GPI anchor to protein
Cellular component (GO): GPI-anchor transamidase complex
Source: RefSeq, a predicted model, not a curated record